AUGGGCCGAGAACAAUCGGCAGACUUCGAAAAAGCAUUCGCAGAUUUGCUGCUUGCGGGGCUUCGUCGGCAGGGAGAGGUGCAUGGCGACGAGCGCGUCCGCUCCAUCAUGCGACGGGUGCUGGUCGAGCGCGGUGGCGACGGGAGGGAGGAAACUGGGACGGUGGCCUCAGCAGUUUUUUCUUUGGCUGGAGCGGGCCUCGGCGACAAGGGGGCGAUUGCGGUGGCGGAGGCCCUUCUGAAGCUCGGCUCGCCGCAGAUGGUGAAGUCCCACGGCGUGCGCCGCUGGACGGUUUUGCUCAAUGACAAUGGCCUGACGGACCGGUUCUCGGCGCACGUGUCGCUGCUGGUGUCUCGCUGCGCGCCUCCCGUGGUGCUGCUUGAUGCGCGGGGCAAUGCGAUGACGCCGGCGGCCAUUCAGCGCAUAGAGGAGGCCCGCGAGCUGUCCCCCGCCCCCUGCGCUCUUCGGCUGCCUCCGACUGCGGGGACGGCUGGGGUGGCUGCCGCGGCGUCGCUUAGGGAAAGCGCCUCUUCUGCCUCUACGGCGGGCGGGUGGCGCCGCGGUUUGGAUGCGGAGGCGCUGCGGAAGCGUCGUUCCGCGCUGUUUGCGAGCGGGGCUGCUUCCUCCACCGCGGUGGGGAGCGAGCUGGGCGGGCGGGGUCGUCCGCGGAGCCGCCAAAGCGAGGGCGAGGCCCCGCGUGACGUGGCAGCGGUCGAAGUCGCUGCACGGGCGCCGAGCUCGGCGAGUGGCCCCGCACCUGAGGAACGGAGCCGCCGAAUGGAGGCGAGUGGUCGGCGGCAUUCGGCUGGCGCGGGGAAGAGCGAGAAGAGGGAGGAGGAGGCUCCUCCUCGCGGGGGCGAUUGCGGAGAGCCCCUCGACGUGACGGCGAACCUCAGCCCUCCCUUGGCGGUUGUGCUGGAUCUUUCGAAUGCGGUGCCCACGGGUCGUUUGCAGGCGCUUUAUGGCACCGACGAUAUCUGGAGCGUUGUGGCGCCGUCUGGCGAGGCGGUGUCACACGCGUUUCCGCCCAAGCAGACGCCAUUUCUUCGGGCAGGGAUUAAAUCAACCGUUUCUUUUCACUCUUUGACGGUCCUUUUGCGAGCGAACAAAAACGCAAGCAAAAAAAGAAAAAAGAAGGGAAGGAAGCGCUAG
Molecule: messenger RNA, 1152 nt
Organism: Trypanosoma cruzi
Lineage: Eukaryota; Euglenozoa; Kinetoplastea; Trypanosomatida; Trypanosomatidae
Exons: 1
Coding region: 1-1152 (383 amino acids)
Source: RefSeq, a predicted model, not a curated record